CUCUCCAUUGGGUGCGGUCGCUGCCGUGGUCCAGUCCCCGCUGUGGGAGGUUUCUGAUUGGGGAAGGCUUACGCAGCUCCGCCCCUGGCGGCUUAGAGUAGCCGGAAGCGAGCAUGGCGGCUGCCGGGGCUGCAGCUACUGACAUAGAGGUGGUCCGUGGCAAGCGCGCCGCCCUCUUCUUCGCCGCGGUGGCCAUCGUGCUAGGGCUGCCGCUCUGGUGGAAGACCACGGAGACGUACCGGGCCCCGUUACCUUACUCCCAGAUCAGUGGGCUGAAUGCUUUGCAGCUCCGGCUCAUGGUACCCGUCACUGUCGUAUUUACCCGGGAUUCAGUGCCCCUGGACGACCAAGGAAAGCUGCCCUUCACCGUUGUGCAUGAGAGAGAGAUACCUCUGAAAUACAAAAUGAAAAUCAAAUGCCGUUUCCAGAAGACUUAUCGGAGGGCAUUGGACCAUGAGGAGGAGGCCCUGUCAUUGGGCAGUGUACAAGAGGCAGAAGCCGUGCUAGCUCAGCCCAAGGAGCAGGCGGCGGGCUCUCUGACUCUGUAUGUGAUCUCCGAGCACUCCCCACUCCUUCCCCAGGACAUAAUGAGUUACAUUGGCCCAGAGAGGACAGCAGUUGUGCGGGGAAUAAUGCACCGGGAGGCCUUUAACAUCAUUGGCCACCGCAUAAUCCAAGUAGCCCAGGCCAUGUCUCUGACUGAGGACGUGCUUGCCGCUGCUCUAGCUGACCACCUCCCGGAGGACAAGUGGAGCUCUGAUAAGAGGCGACCUCUCAAGUCCAGCUUGGGCUAUGAGAUCACCUUCAGUUUACUCAACCCAGACCCCAAGUCCCAUGACGUCCGCUGGGACAUUGAGGGAGCCGUCCAGCGCUAUGUGCAGCCCUUCCUGAAUGCCCUCAGUGCUGCUGGCAACUUCUCUGUGGACUCUCAGAUCCUUUACUAUGCAAUGCUGGGGGUAAAUCCCCGCUUUGACCCGCUCUCGUCCAGCUACUACUUGGCCAUGCCCAGCCUUCCCCAUGUUAUCAACCCCGUGGAGUCCCGGCUGGGAUCCAGUGCUGCUUCCCUGUAUCCUGUGCUCAACUUUCUACUCUACGUGCCCGAGCUUGCCCACUCACCCCUGUACAUUCGGGACCGGGAUGGGGCUCCAGUGGCCACCAAUGCCUUCCAUAGUCCCCGCUGGGGUGGCAUUAUGGUGUACAAUGUUGACCCCAAAGCAUAUAAUGGCUCAGAGCGGCCAGUGAGAGUCCAGGUGGACAUGGUACGAGUGAUGGAGGUGUUCCUGGCUCAGCUGCGGCUACUGUUUGGGAUUGCUCAUCCUCAGGUGCCUCCAAAAUGCCUACUUUCAGGACCUAAGAGUGAAGGGCUAAUGACCUGGGAGCUGGACCGGCUGCUUUGGGCUCGGUCAGUGGAGAACCUGGCCACGGCCACUACCACCCUCACCUCUCUGGCCCAGUUGCUGGGCAAGAUCAGCAACAUUGUCAUCAAAGAUGAUGUGGCAUCUGAGGUAUACAGGGCUGUAGCUGCAGUUCAGAAGGCAGCAGAGGAACUGGCCUCUGGGCACCUGUCAUCUGCCUUCACUGCUAGCCAGGAAGCUGUGACAUGCUCUGAGCGUGCCUUUUUUGAUCCCUCACUUCUCCACCUCCUGUAUUUCCCUGAUGACCAGAAGUUUGCCAUCUACAUCCCACUUUUCCUGCCUAUGGCCGUACCCAUCCUGUUAUCAUUGGUCAAGAUCUUCCUGGAAAUGCGCAAGUCCUGGAAAAAGCCUGAGAAGAUAGACUGAGCAAGGCUGCAUCUCAGUAGAAAGUUUUCCUUUCUGCCCAAGGUGGAUUGCUUGGUGUUGAUAAAGGUGUUAGAUUGAGAGACAUGAAUGGAGCCUGCUAGGGAUGACUUAAUUUGUCUCUAGGUACCUCUGUUGGAACUGAACUACAGUACUCUAAAAUGGGUUAUUUCCUUCCCAUCCCAUUCCUGUAACUUGGGUCCCCCACCAUUACUCCCAAGGACCUCAAAAGGUACAUCACCUGGGUCUCCUCCAGCAGCUUGAACCUAAUAGCCCUGCUGUGUUGCUCUCUGGGCCUGGGGUACCUUGUUCUUCUGGCCUGGCUCUUAGCAUAACACAUUAAUGCACUCAGAGGGAGCAUUAGAGGAAAGCCCUGAGUUGGAUUGUAGCCUCUCCCCUCCACCCUCUCUCUGAUCCUGGGGGAAGUUCACCUCUGAGACCUCCCUUACAACCCUUUCUCUGGCUAGCUUUACCUUUUGGGUACAGCCUGAGUCUGGGGCACAGCAGCUCUGGAUCCGAUGCCAUGCAUAUGGUAGAGGUUUCGAGAGGCAGUGUGGUAUAUUAGGGGGAAAUUCUAGACUGGGAACCCAAUAGGCCUGCAUUGAAAUUCUCGCUUCUGCAUUUACUGACUGGGAAGCUUUGGAUAAGCUACUCCAUCUGUCAGCCUGAGUUUUCUUCUGUUCAGUGGCACUGAUGAUGCCUCCUUCAUAAGGUGGUUUGAGGAUUAAAUAAGCUUGUGAAAGUGUACAGUACUGUAUUAAGGAGUUACCUUAAAACAAACAGACAUGUAAUAAAAUUGAAUUGGAAUGGUGUGAA
This is a messenger RNA of Cavia porcellus (domestic guinea pig), 2594 nucleotides long. It is a transcript of the gene Pigs, whose product is annotated as phosphatidylinositol glycan anchor biosynthesis class S. NCBI's taxonomy places the organism in Eukaryota, Metazoa, Chordata, Mammalia, Rodentia, Caviidae. Gene Ontology annotation, biological process: attachment of GPI anchor to protein. Gene Ontology annotation, cellular component: GPI-anchor transamidase complex. Bases 114 to 1781 code for a protein of 555 amino acids. The record is from RefSeq and is a predicted model, not a curated record. The transcript is spliced from 12 exons.